Molecule: messenger RNA, 1263 nt
Organism: Seriola aureovittata
Lineage: Eukaryota; Metazoa; Chordata; Actinopteri; Carangiformes; Carangidae
Gene: ttc32
Product: tetratricopeptide repeat domain 32
Exons: 3
Coding region: 83-493 (136 amino acids)
Molecular function (GO): protein binding
Source: RefSeq, a predicted model, not a curated record
CAUGACGUCACAUCCGUGGUUGAGAAAUACGAUAAACUAAUGUAUGUAUUGACAAACUACAAUCCUUUACAGAAGCCUGCCAAUGGAGGAAGACAAUUCCCAAAUAUUUGAACAUGCCAACUCUGAGUUUAAAAAGAAGAAUUUCAAACAGGCAGAUGAGCUGUACACAGAGUUUAUCUCCUCCUGCCUAAAGUCCAGGGUAUGUGAAGCUGGUGAUUUGGCGACUGCUUAUAACAACCGUGGACAGAUAAAGUACCUCCGGGUGGAUUUUCAUGAAGCAGUAGAAGAUUACACCUCCGCAAUACAGGCUAACAGUCAGUUUGAAAUACCUUUCUACAACAGAGGACUCGUCCACUAUAGACUAGGUUUUUUUGACGAUGCAAAGACUGACUUCCAGCAAGCAUUAAAGCUCAAGCCAGAGUUUGAGGAUGCCAAAGUGAGUCUGCAACAGACACUUCUGGACCAGCAACAGAAGAUAAACAGGGGAUACUGACAAUGUCAUAAACUACAGAGUGCAUGUUUCAUACAUCCUGCAGUAUGGUGGAUAAACAAAAGCUGGACCUAUGCUGUCAACCAUUGUCAGUUUAUUUUAUGUUUAUUUUAUUUCUUUUGUUGUAUAACGAAUUAAGAUGUUUUUUAAACUGAAGAUGAACAGAUUUAUUAGGUAUCACACAAACCUUAUAAAGCAUUCUGCACAAACAAAUGUACAGCUGCAAAUCAGAUGAAAUCAUUUGCUGUUUGUACGCAUAAAAGGAAAGAGACAUCCCACUAGACCAGGCGCGACACAUAUAUGGAUUUUUGUUAAGCAGAGCAUUGAUAAUUCCUUUCCUACACUGUCUCAAGACUUUUAGCUGGAAAAAAUGUAAUGGCCUCAUAAAUGUAAGUAUAUCACUGUAUAAGUCUGUGAGUGGACAGUGCAGACUGAUCGACCCAAGCGCACCAGGUAAAACGAUGAAUCUGGGGUUUACUGUUCAUGAAAGUUAGUGCACCAUCUUGGAGACACUGGAAGGUUUGUUUAUGUGGCCAUAAACAAACCAUAAUAAAGUGUUAACAUAGAGUAAUAAUGAAGAGUCUCUCAGCUGAAAAGGAAAAACAUGUUGAGUGUCUUUCGACAAGUUGAUUUAGGUUUUAAGGAAUGGUAUAAUCCAUUGUACUUCCUAUUUCCUUUGACAAUGGAUUUCUUGAAUAAUAAAAAAAACAUUUCUAGACAUGUAACAUGUAAAUAUGUUUCUAAUCAGUAAACAAUAAAUUAUCUUCACUACA